CACGACGACGACAGCUACCACACUCACACCGAUCAUCGUCGUCGGAGACUUCGAAAGUUCCAAAAAAGCUCGCACCCUCGUCAUUGUGUGAAGUGAACGCUGCACAAGUGGAAGUAUAUUUCAAUCGCUCAUCUCUUAGUAACAAUUAUUUGUGAAAAAGCGUAAUGGCUCGUACAAAGCAGACUGCCCGUAAGUCCACCGGAGGUAAGGCUCCGCGUAAACAGCUGGCCACCAAAGCCGCUCGUAAGAGUGCCCCUUCGACCGGUGGUGUCAAGAAACCUCAUCGUUACCGUCCGGGUACUGUGGCCCUUCGUGAAAUUCGUCGGUACCAAAAAUCUACCGAGUUGCUCAUCCGUAAGCUGCCCUUCCAGCGACUGGUCCGUGAAAUCGCCCAGGAUUUCAAGACCGAUUUGCGCUUCCAGUCGGCCGCUAUUGGCGCACUCCAGGAAGCCAGCGAAGCGUACCUGGUUGGUCUGUUCGAAGACACCAACUUGUGCGCCAUUCACGCGAAGCGAGUCACGAUCAUGCCUAAAGAUAUCCAGUUGGCUCGCCGCAUCCGAGGCGAACGCGCUUAAGUAGCCAUUUUACUCCUUCACUAUCAGCAUCAUCUCCCACGUUUCAACCAAAUUCGGUUGAUAUUUCUCUUGAUUUCUUUGACGUCAUCUUUCUAAACAUCUGACCCAAGGAGAAAAUUUAAAAGAAAACUGAUUUUAGGUUUAGUAUAUUAUACGCAGUCGUGAGAAAAUUCAUAAAAUUCAUUCGCGUUUAAAAACAAUUAUACAUUUAAGAUAGUAGUUGAUAAGGAAAUGUGUGAUGAACAUGAAGAAAACGGCAAAAACAAUUUUACCAUCAGAUUUUGUUUUCCCUGAUCCGCCACUGGUCGGGAAGCAAAAAAAAAUCUUGUAUACAAUACUGAAAUUCAGGCACAGACAGAACCGAAUAUUUUUGCCCACAAACAAGCAUACAUCCAUACACACAAACACAUACCCACACAUGAACAUGCAAUUAACUUUUUUUUCUUCAAUAAAGUAAGAAACAGAAUAGGUGUUUAUCUGUGAAUCUGCAAUUUUGUUUCUUCCUGCACAUGUAUAAUCAAAAUAGUUUUUAUUUUAUCUAAAUUUUAAGUUCUUGCAAUUUGUCUACGGAAGUAAUGUAGAGCAAACGUAAAAUUACAAGAGUUCAAUAAAAAUGAAUAAAAGUAA
This is a messenger RNA of Toxorhynchites rutilus septentrionalis, 1202 nucleotides long. RefSeq names its product histone H3.3A. The transcript is spliced from 3 exons. Gene Ontology annotation, molecular function: DNA binding; structural constituent of chromatin; protein heterodimerization activity. Gene Ontology annotation, cellular component: nucleosome. The coding region runs from base 165 to 575 and encodes 136 amino acids. NCBI's taxonomy places the organism in Eukaryota, Metazoa, Arthropoda, Insecta, Diptera, Culicidae. The record is from RefSeq and is a predicted model, not a curated record.